AUGGUGCCAAGACUCAAAGGAACUCAUGUCAUUAGAACCAAGUGGGUCUUUAGGAAUAAGCUGAAAGAACAAGGAGAUGUAGUUAGAAAUAAGGCUCGACUGGUUGCACAAGGUUAUAGUCAGCAAGAGGGGAUUGACUACAUAGAAACGUUUGCACCAGUUUCCAGGUUUAGUGGUCUUGCAAGUGAGGAUCCACAUAAGCAUCUUAAGGAAUUUCAGGUUGUUUGCUCUACAACAUUGAGACCUGAAGGAAUCACUGAAGAUCACAUCAAGCUAAGAGCCUUCCCGUUUUCACUACAGGGUGCUGCCAAGGAUUGGUUAUAUUAUCUUGAGCCGAAUUCUGUCACGACUUGGAAUGAUUUGAAAAGAGUCUUCCUAGAGAGAUACUUUCCUGCCUCUAGGGAUACAUCAAUCCGAAAAGAUAUAUGUGAUAUUAGACAGGGAAAUGAGUCAUUGACUGAGUAUUGGGAGAGAUUCAAACAAUUAGUAUCCAGCUGCCCUCAAUAUCAAAUUACCGAACAACUGCUUAUUCAGUAUUUCUAUGAGGGAUUGUUACCAAUGGAUAGAAACAUUCUUGAUGUUGCUAGUGGUGGAGUACUUGUCGAUAAAACUCCAGUUGCUGCCAAAGCCCUGAUUGAGAACAUGUCACUCAAUUCCCAACAGUUCACAACCAAAAAUAAUUCUAUGGUCCAAACAAAAGGUAUGAAUGACAUUCAGGUUUCCUCUUCCAACAAGGCUUUAGAAACCAGAAUUGAAGAGCUUACUUCUUUACUGAAACAAAUGGCAGUGAGUAAACCUCAAACAGUAAAGUUGUGUGGUAUUUGUACUUCUACUGAACAUCCAACUGACACAUGUCCUAUUCUUCAAGAUGAGUCGGUGACUCAGUUGCCUCAAGCAUAUGCAGCUAACUUUUUCAACCAAAGCAACAAUCAGAAAGGGUACAACAUUCCUGAAUUGUCCACCAACAAAUAUCACCCCAAUUGGAGGAACCAUCCAAACCUUUGA
Lathyrus oleraceus (garden pea) is the source of this 1005-nucleotide messenger RNA. RefSeq lists its product as uncharacterized. The transcript is spliced from 2 exons. The record is from RefSeq and is a predicted model, not a curated record. Lineage: Eukaryota; Viridiplantae; Streptophyta; Magnoliopsida; Fabales; Fabaceae. Bases 1 to 1005 code for a protein of 334 amino acids.